CGGCAGGCGCCGCCGCCCGACAUGAAGGGUUACCUGUGGUCGCGCUACAAGGAGGCCAAGAGAGUCACCAAGGAGUUGGUUCCUUCAAUUAUGAGUAACAUGCUGAAUCCAGAUGCUAUUUUUUCAAACAAUGAAUUGAGCCUGUCAGACAUUGAAAUUUAUGGUUUUGAUUAUGACUACACAUUGGUCUUUUAUUCUAAACAUCUGCACACGCUGAUCUUCAAUGCUGCUCGAGAUCUUCUUAUUAAUGAGCAUCGGUAUCCUGCAGAAAUAAGAAAAUAUGAUUAUGAUCCCAAUUUUGCAAUCCGAGGACUUCAUUAUGAUGUGCACCGGGCAUUAUUAAUGAAGAUUGAUGCUUUUCAUUACAUUCAGCUGGGAACAGUUUACAGAGGCCUCAGUGUUGUCCCAGAUGAAGAAGUCAUUGCAAUGUAUGAUGGUUCCCAUGUCCCUUUAGAACAAAUGAGUGACUUUUAUGGAAAGAGCUCACAUGGAAAUACAAUGAAGCAAUUCAUGGAUAUAUUUUCCUUGCCAGAAAUGACACUCCUUUCUUGUGUGAAUGAAUAUUUUCUGAAAAACAACAUAGACUAUGAGCCUGUUCAUCUGUACAAAGAUGUCAAGGAUUCAAUCAGGGAUGUCCACAUCAAAGGAAUAAUGUACAGAGCAAUUGAAGCAGAUAUUGAGAAAUACAUCUGCUAUGCCGAACAAACUCGUGCGGUGUUAGCAAAGCUGGCUGAUCAUGGCAAGAAGAUGUUUCUCAUCACAAACAGUCCCAGCAGCUUUGUGGACAAAGGCAUGAAGUUCAUAGUCGGCAAGGACUGGAGGGAUCUCUUUGAUGUGGUCAUUGUACAGGCUGAUAAGCCAAACUUUUUCAAUGAUAAGCGAAGACCUUUUCGGAAGGUGAAUGAAAGGGGAGUGUUGCUUUGGGACAAAAUUCACAAGCUGCAGAAGGGUCAGAUUUACAAACAGGGUAACUUGUAUGAAUUCCUGAAGCUUACUGGCUGGAGGGGCUCUAAGGUUCUCUACUUUGGUGAUCACAUUUACAGUGACUUGGCAGAUUUGACCCUGAAGCACGGCUGGCGCACUGGUGCAAUUAUUCCAGAGUUACGAUCAGAGAUUAAAAUCAUGAACACAGAGAAGUACAUUCAAACCAUGACCUGGCUGCAAACCUUGACAGGAUUACUGGAACACAUGCAGGUUCACCGUGAUCCUGAUUCACAAAUGAUUUUAGAAGAAUGGAAGAAGGAAAGAAAGGAAAUGAGGGAGAUGAACAGGAAUUUCUUCAAUGCACAGUUUGGAAGCUUAUUCAGAACUGAUGAGAAUCCAACUUAUUUCUUAAGACGUCUCUCUAGAUUUGCGGAUAUCUACAUGGCAUCAUUGAGUUGUCUGUUGAACUAUGAGCCUGAUUACACGUUUUAUCCAAGAAGGACUCCUUUGCAGCAUGAACUUCCUGGCUGGUCAGACCAGCUGUGUACUGGUACAUUCAGAAUACCUUUCCUACAAGAGACAGUUCAGAUCAAAUAA
This is a messenger RNA of Haliaeetus leucocephalus (bald eagle), 1521 nucleotides long. RefSeq names its product 5'-nucleotidase domain containing 3 (gene NT5DC3). The record is from RefSeq and is a predicted model, not a curated record. NCBI's taxonomy places the organism in Eukaryota, Metazoa, Chordata, Aves, Accipitriformes, Accipitridae. The transcript is spliced from 14 exons. Bases 22 to 1521 code for a protein of 499 amino acids. Gene Ontology annotation, molecular function: 5'-nucleotidase activity.